AGCUCACCGUAAUUUCGCCGGACGGUCCGAGGUGAACCAUUCUUCCCAUUCUUCCCAUUCUUCAGAGCUGUCAUGAUAAGAGAGCGGAAAACAUCGGGGUAAGCUGGAGGCAGCGCCAGGAAUCGUUCGCUUCCAGGUCUUGCCCCCGCAUCCAGCCCUCUCGACGAAAUUUAGGUACCCUGACAGGACUCCCAAUUCGCAACAAAUCAAUGGCAUCCUACCGAUAUGAACCGCUCCAAAGAGCAUUACAGGAGAUCAGGCUUCUUCACCUGCUCCCAGGCAAAUUUGAGGACGACAUCAGAUUCCAAAUCGUCCAUUCGCCAUUUCCCAUUCCUGACAAACCUCCACCAAAGCCAAAGAACUUCCAGGUUGACUCCAUCCGGAACAAGGUCUCUCGUCCUUGGACGAUUGAGGAAACCGAAAGCGGUGAAUUCAUCAUAUUCAACGUUGUCACUGGCGAGACCCAUCCGCUCCCGACCAUUCCACCAUCAAUUGAGGAGAGUUCGGAAUAUCAACCGCGAUACGAGGCUUUGUCCUACACAUGGGGAGAGGCUGAUAUCUCGGAGCUCGCCCAGGUUGAGAAUCACCAAGGCAGUGGCAAGCCCUUCGCUACAUUGGGGCUCCGUCCUAACCUGGCCGCCGCACUCCGCUACAUGCGGUACCCAGACCAAACGCGCGUCUUGUGGAUUGAUGCCAUAUGCAUCAACCAAGAAGAUAUCGAAGAGCGCAAUGAAGAAGUCAAGAGGAUGACAAACAUCUACACUCUAGCCCAGCGGGUCAUGGCUUGGCUUGGUGAGGAAUCCAACGACAGCAAGCAUGCAUUCGCAACAUUACAGCAUAUCGGGCGGCAACUCAAAGCAACGAAGAGCGGCCGAGUCAUUGCUGCACCCGACGCCACGGAACCUCACCUGUGGAGGAACGAUCACCCACCGUUAUUAGAGCAGCGGACCUGGCAAGCGUUGAUCGAUCUCGUGGAGCGCCCUUGGUUUUACAGAAUCUGGUGCUGGCAGGAGAUCAAGCUAGGCGGUCAGAACGCGGUCAUGCAAUGCGGCGCCGAUACGAUCCCCUGGAACAAGUUCUGGCUGGCGGUGCUAUGUCUGCACAAUAAAGAUAGUUUACCUUCUAUGCGCUUUCGUGAGCGAUGCCGGCAUAUCGUCUUCCUUAAGUACGACGGUGCGGGCCACUCGAUGAGCAACAUUCUCGACAUCAGUCGCAGCAAGGGCUGUGCUAAUCCAAGAGAUAAAAUCUACGGACUCCUGGGCAUCACCCCGACAUACUUCAGCUCCGGUAUCAAGGUCGACUACCUACGACCACCGGAGGAAGUGUACAAGGAAGCAUUUCUGACUCACGUGAAGGCUACAAAACGACUGGAGCUGCUGAAACAUUGCGAUCUAGCGAAUCGUCAAAUUGGGGGACCAACGUGGGUGCCCGACUGGUCCAAGACAGAAUUUGCCGCUCCCAUUCUGAGCGAGCAGCUUUCCUCUGGAAUGUCACCGGCAUGCUUUACAUACGUAGAACCAGACGUGCUCGAGGUUGUCGGAAAGGAGUAUACCACGAUUAAGACCGUCAGCGGGAUGGCCUCGAAGGUUGAGGAGGAAACUCUGCUGGCGGUUGCAGAUUGGUUCCAAUACCUUCCAAACAAAGGCACUUACGUGACGGGUGAGACCGUGGAAGCCGCAUUUGCCCUGACACUUUGCAUGAACCGCACGAGAGAACGGCACCCGUACAGCCAUUUCUUGAGCGUCUGGGAGUGGAUCCGCAUGCUCCGCAAGAUGUUAUGCUUGACCGCAAGCUCUCAGGAUGACCCGAUAUACUCCGAAAGAGAGACGACAAACACGAUACAGAAGAUACGCGGCCGUCGGUUUUUCACUACGGAAAGUGGCCACAUUGGCACAGCUCCUGCUGGUGCCCAAGCUGGGGAUUUAGUUUGCCUUAUCUUGGGAACCUACGCUCCCCUGGUUCUGCGUCGCACUCCAUCCGGCGAAUUCCACGUGGUGGGAGAAUGUUACGUGCAUGGCCUCAGUGACGCAGUUGGCAUCCUUGGCCCAUUGCCAGACCACUGGGAGACAAUCAUCAAAGGAGAUGCUUUGGGAAGACCAACGCAACGUUUUGUGCACCUCACUGACCGCGAGGAAACAUUGGACGACCCACGACUGGAACCUCUGUCACGGAACUGGGAGCGAGCGGCGUACGAAAGACUGGCUGAUGACCCAGCCAUUUUUGAGAGGUUCAGGCAUCUCGAAACCGGUGAAUUGGUCAACUAUGAUCCCCGCUUGGCUCCGGAGGCGCUUGAGGCUCGUGGCGUUGAGCUGCGGCCAUUCAGGCUCACCUGAGAGGUAACGAGAAUGUGAACCGAAAGCAGAUGAGUAAAAAUGAACUGGGCUCGUGAAUGAUUUUCCUUGACCUCCCCCGGCUCUGCCUCCCGGAGCCCCAGACGCCGACGCCUACAGUGCAACGGCAAGUAUUCAAACGGCAGGCAUUAGAACAGGUAUUCCUACACUGACCUCUCCACUGCUGUUGGAAUUUUGGGGGAUCUCUCCUAAUCUUGUUCCAUGAAGGUGGCAAGUACGUAGGGAGAAGUCGAAUUGAAUGUUCAUGUUCC
Messenger RNA from Westerdykella ornata, 2602 nucleotides. Its product is annotated as HET-domain-containing protein. The transcript is spliced from 2 exons. The record is from RefSeq and is a predicted model, not a curated record. Lineage: Eukaryota; Fungi; Ascomycota; Dothideomycetes; Pleosporales; Sporormiaceae. Bases 210 to 2333 code for a protein of 707 amino acids.